This is a messenger RNA of Leptonychotes weddellii (Weddell seal), 1488 nucleotides long. The record is from RefSeq and is a predicted model, not a curated record. Lineage: Eukaryota; Metazoa; Chordata; Mammalia; Carnivora; Phocidae.
UGAAGGUCGGAGCCAGCCCUCGGCCCCCCCGCAGUCGGAAGGUUAGAGUCGCGGGAGCCCGGGAGGCGGUGGCGGCGGCCCAGGAAGGAACAGCAGCACCCGGGCUCUUCCUCUUGCAGAACUCACAAGGUCUCUUGUAAAGAAAUUUGUAGUCAGAACUUUAUGCUGCAUUUUUAUUCAGGAAAGAAGCAGGAAGAGAAGAGUGUCAUUUCCUAGGAAUCCAGCACUGGAGAAACAAGCUUCUCAGGCUGCAUUUGUGCAUUGUUGCAGUGCCCAGAGGACCUGAAACAGACUCAGCCCUCCUACCCAAGGUGACAUCCAUCUAAGCCUAGGAAGUUUUGUUCUCUUGGGUGUGCUUGAUCUCCACAAUCUCCACAACCUCUGUACCAGCUUGCAUUUGUUCUUACACAAGUGAAGGAGGAAGAUUCUUCCAAGGAUGGUCUCCCAUUCAGAGUUGAGGAAACUUUUCUGUUCAGCUGACGCAGUAUGCUUUGAUGUUGAUAGCACAGUCAUCAGAGAAGAAGGAAUUGAUGAGCUAGCCAAAUUCUGUGGAGUUGAGGAUGCUGUGUCAGAAAUGACACGGCGAGCCAUGGGAGGGGCAGUGCCUUUCAAGGCUGCCCUCACAGAGCGCUUAGCUCUGAUCCAGCCCUCCAGGGAACAGGUGCAAAGACUCAUAGCAGAGCACCCCCCACACCUGACCCCGGGCAUAAGGGAGCUAGUAAGUCGCCUCCAAGAGCGAAAUGUUCAGGUUUUCCUAAUAUCUGGUGGCUUUAGGAGUAUUGUAGAGCACGUUGCUUCAAAGCUCAAUAUCCCGUCAACCAAUGUUUUUGCCAAUAGGCUGAAAUUCUACUUUAAUGGUGAAUAUGCAGGUUUUGAUGAGAUGCAGCCAACCGCCGAAUCUGGUGGGAAAGGAAAAGUGAUUAAACUUUUAAAGGACAAAUUUCAAUUUAAGAAAAUAGUCAUGAUUGGAGAUGGAGCCACAGACAUGGAAGCCUGCCCUCCUGCUGAUGUUUUCAUUGGAUUUGGAGGAAAUGUGAUCAGACAACAAGUAAAAGACAAUGCAGAAUGGUACAUCACUGAUUUUGUAGAGCUUUUGGGAGAACUGGAAGAAUAAUAUCAAUUUUUAUACGGUUCAUAACAACUUCAGGUUAAUUUUUUAAAGUUACACAGUUUGAUACCGUUUGCUUACAAUUGCCUAUUACAACUUAAUGUAUAGAUUUGGUACUGAUUAUCUGUACUUCCAAGUAAACUAUGGAAAAUUGCUCUUUUUUAACUGCAGUCCCAGCAUUAAUAUGGCCAUUAAUUACCUGGAGAGUUUUAUAAUCUGAGUUCUUUAUGUAUUUUCCUAGCGAUAUUUUAUUUGAAACCUUUUAAAGGUGGAUAGUAAAUGAAACACCUUCCCUAUUGGAGAUAUGGGUUAGGCAGCAUUAAGUGAAUGUUGGUUUUCCCUUUGGUAGGUAAAUAAAAGUUCAUCCAUAUAUCAGUACA